CUUCCCCUCCAUCCGCUGCCUUCCCGCCGUCCCUUUUCAAACACCGCCGUGAAACACCACCGUCAAACACCAGCGACUCCAUAUCUCUUCUUGCCGUCUCUCUGUUUGUACAUCUCUUCAUCUUCAUCGCAUAUUUUUAUGGUGCAACCACCACCGCCGCCUCCAACCUAGCCUUCUGCGUCUCCACCUCUGCCCUACCACUGAGGCAAAUACAGUUCUCCCGUUUCAAUUUUGCUACUGUCUCGAUACUGUUUUCUCUAGCCAGAUUUUUCUCUCGGUGAUUGAUAAAUUAGUGUUAUUGGGAAUUAUAUUCGUUUACGAAUAAUUGAUCGAAUAGUUAGUGAUGCAAUCACUCAACAGUUAGACCCACAAAAUGUCAGUCAAUCAUAUUCAAUUCCCAUGCUAAUUUGACACCGAGGUGGCAAUUUUCAGGAAAUGUUUGAAGGUUUAGUACGGCAGCUGAUAUUAGGUUAUCUUGGGCAAUAUAUUAAAGAUAUACAUAGGGAGCAACUCAAGAUCACAUUGUGGAAUGAGGAAGUGUUAUUGGAAAAUGUGGAGUUGAUUCUAGAAGCGUUCGAUUACCUCGAACUUCCAUUUGCUCUAAAGCAAGGCCGGGUUGGGAGGUUAAGCAUUAAAAUUCCUUGGAAAAAGCUUGGCUGGGAUCCUAUUAUAAUAAUGUUGGAGGAUAUAUUGGUUUGUGCUUCCCAGCGUGAGGAUGAAGAGUGGAACACUAAUGAUGUUGAAAGAAGAGAGUUUGCUGGCAAAAAAGCCAAACUUGCUGCAGCGGAACUGGCUAAGUUAUCGCAACGUGUAUGUGAUAAUCAGACUGGGAACUCAUUUACUUCAUACAUUACUGCUAAGAUUAUUGAUGGCAUUCAAGUCUCUAUCAAGAAUGUUCAUGUCGUAUACGGAGAUAUGUCAAAUGACAAGGCACAAACUGUAUUUGGUUUGAAGUUGACUAGUUUGACAGCAAUGAAGCAAAAUCUUGUUGGGGUAUCUAGUGGUAAGGUGAGAGCCGGCCAAGUAAACAAACUUGUUGAGAUUCAAGGUUUGGAAAUAUACUGUAGAACCAUUCAUGGAUCUGCAAAGGAUCUGUAUACUGGCAAUGGUGAAGACUCCAUGUCAGUGGCUGCUGCAAGUUUUCAUAGUGAUGAACAUAUUCACCUGUUGGCCCCGGUGGAUGUAUCUGCUUCUCUUUCGGUGAACAGGUAUGGAAGGCUCGAGAAUAAUGCUGCACAAUAUUCUGUUGAUGUCGAAUUAUCUGGCUUGGUCUUGUCCCUGAAUGAAGAUCAGUUGCAGCAAAUAUUGUAUCUAUAUGAUUAUCUAUGCGUCUGUCGGCUAAGAGAGAAAUAUGGACGCUAUCGUCCCUGGAGGAGCCCUAUAUCGGAGAGACCUGCGGGAUGGCAGAUACGGUGGUGGCACUAUGCUCAACAAUCUGUGCUAUCUGAUGUUCGUAAAAGACUGAAGAGAACUUCAUGGAAAUACCUUGGAGAACGGCUAGGUAGAAGACGGCGGUAUGUCAAGUUGUAUAAAUUGAAAUUGGAAUGCCUUCGAAAAGAGGAGCUUCUGGAUGAUGCAAUUGUUUCCGAGUUGGACCAAAUGGAGAAAGUAUCCGAUAUAGACGAUAUCUUAAGUUAUAGGUCUGCUGCUGAGCGUGAGCUUCAGGAAUUCUUGGUGGAUUCAGCUUCUUGUGUUGGUGAUAAUGAAGCCAAUACUACUAAUGACAAGUCGCUGGAUGAUGACCAACCAUCAAGCAAGCCCCAAGGAUGGUUGAAGUGGCUUUCCCGGGGCAUGCUUGGUGCAGGAGGCACAGAUGAUUCCAGCCAGUUUUCUGGUGUUGUCUCAGAUGAAGUAAUCAAGGAUAUUUACGAGGCAACAAAGUUUCAUCCUGCACCUUCCCCCGUUCUGGAUGCUGCUGGAAGUGAUGGAAUUCUUUUGUCCUCCAUCAAAUUCUCUAUAGAUCGAAUUUCUGCAGCGCUGCGCAACAAGAAGUUCGCUCGUGCUAUUGCUGAAGUGGUUUUUGAGGGGAAUUUAGUGGAGUGCAUGAUAUCGGAAGAAUCUGCUGUUGUUACUGCAUCAAUCAAUACUGUUGAGAUGAUUAAUCCAUUAAAUGAGCAAGUCAUUUUACUUGUUAACAGGGUCAUAUCUGAAGAGCAAUUUCUUGAAGCGGGGAAACCAUCUCUUAAUAUCCAUGCUUACAUUCCAAAAGAAAAUCGUGAGGGUGAAUCGACAUUGAGGGUCCUGCUUGAGCCGAUGGAAGUGACUUGUGAUCCAACAUUGUUUUUUAAUAUUAUGGAGCUAUAUACUGUACUGAGUUCCUUUAAAUCUCAUGAAGAAAGGGUCCUAGAAUCACUCAAUGGGAUAAAUGAUGUGAAGUCACGGCUAAUAUCAAAAGCCGAAUACAUAUUGUCAAUUCGAAAGAGAAUCAUGUGGGAUAUUAGUUUGAUAAAUAUUAAGAUCAUUAUUCCCUGGGAGAAUGGGAAGUCAGAGAUGCAUAAAUUGGUACUUGGAUUAACAGCUGUUACCUUUGCAUCCAAGCGUGAUAUUGGCUGUUUUGCACCUGAUAUGAAUGUACCAUCCCAAUUCAUGUGUAAUUUGGUGGAUGCGGGUUCUUCAAGUGAGCUUCUAAAGGGAAUUCAGAUUCAAGAUCUCUAUGAUCACUUUGAAAUUAAAAUAAUUGACUUUGAGAUAAACUUGUUUGUGCCUUUCUAUCCUUAUACUUAUCCUAUUCUAGAGAAGCUCAACGCUUCUUCUGCUAUAGCAUGGUGCAUUUUCGAGGAUGAAUCUUUAUUGAGAGCAUUGGAGGUUUAUGUAGUAGUGGCAAUGCUUUUGGCACACUUGUCACCAUCCAUAAUUGGUUCAGUUUUGGAACUAGUUGAAAGUGUCAAUAUGCUGCAUCUUCCAUCGCACUUGGGGACAACAGCAACUACCUCAUCAUCUGACAUGGACUUGAAUGAAUCAAAGAACUUUAGCACCUUUAGUAUUUCUGUUAUUGCUAAUUUGGAGUCUGCUAGCGUCAUCAUUGACCUCGAAAAUGGCUUAGAGGCUAGCUGCACACUAACCGUUUAUCUACAGGACUUGGAUAUGAGGUUUAUUGUUACGGAGUCCACAACAGGCUGCUGGAUAUGUGCAAGGGCUCUAAAAGUAACGUCUCGUUCACUGAAAAGUGGGGAUGAUCUUAUAAUAUGCUUAUCUGAAAAUAAAAUUUCUACCCACUCUUCACAACAACAUGAGACAGGUGUUAGGUUCUGCCAUGAAGAUGGACUAAAUGGUUUAGCUAAUGGGUGCAUCAUGUUACAUUAUGGUGGUGGUUUAAUUCACCAUAGGUGUAGCAUAUGGCUAACCGAUGUUGAUCUUCAUUGCUAUCCAUAUAUUACUGGGUUGCUGGUUGAAUUUUUUGAUAAGCUAUCCAAGUAUAGUCCUUCACAUGCUGCCAAGAAUCAAGGUUUUGUGGGAAGUAACAGUAUGCUCUCAGGUUCUUAUUUUGACUUUCAAAGGUUUGGUUGCUCCAAUAUUUUUGAAACCAGUACCUCGGACUGGGAAAGCAUCUCUGUUGAUCAUUACCCUUUCAUUACAAUAUACAAUGACAGGCCUCUUCUCAACCUUGAGAGUUCACUUAUUGACAUCAGUCCAGACUGGAAGAAGGCUCUAAAGAUAAGAGAGACCAAGAUCAAUAGUUCAAAGUUCAGUGAAAAGAAGGAAUUUCAGAAUUUAUACACCCAAUUGAAUUCCAUCGCUGGAACUCAUGGUGUACAUGUACCAUCAGAUCUUGAACAAGUGGGUCUGGUUGUAAUCAAUCUUCACAUCAGCAGCGUUAGACUGCACUUACAUGACUCUUCGUACAUUGUUGCAUCUGUUACACUUCCUGCUGCCAAAUCUUCUUUGGCUAUCCAUAACGACUGUUUGGAUGUGUUUUGUUCUACUGAGGGAUUGAAUCUCUCCUCAUCUUGGUGUUCUCAGACUCUCCAAGACUCUCUAUGGGGCCCUGCAUCACUAAAUCUUUCUCCGGUGAUUAACAUUCGUGUGAGAAAAGAGAAUCUUGGAUCAGCAGGAUCUCUUAUUGGACUAAAUUUCAGAAUCCAAAAUGUAUCAUGCAUAUUGCCACCUGAAUUUCUGGCUUUACUAAUUGGGUACUUCUCAUUGCCUGACUGGAACUCGCAUGCAAAGGAGUCACCUGCUACUAAUGAUUGCAAAGACAAGGAUACAGGGGACAGCAUCAGUUUCACUUACAAGUUCGAGAUAUUGGACUCUAUUUUGUUUAUACCUGUGGUUAAUGCUGAUUACCAAUUUUUAAAGCUUGAUAUUCCUCAGCUGUACUGCACUUUCAUUGAAAACUGUGAUUCAGAUACCUUAUUAAAAGGAAUUCCAUCAGAGUGUUCCGUUCCAGCUGAAUUUAUUGCCGAUCAAAAUCAUUGUUUAAAUUUAUUCGGGCGGGACUUAUCUCUACAUCAUCUUCUUAGGAAAGAUGAUGCUUCUGAUUCCUUGAAAUUUAAUCCGAGUAGUGAAGUGAGAAGUGUCAGCUUAAUUGCACCUUUUGGUGGUGAUAUAUGGAUCAGAAUACCGUAUAGUUCUAAGUCUCCUUGUGCAACUGCUUCUUCCUCGAUAUAUAUCAUGUUAAGGAUUCUUGAUUGUCAAUUGAUUGUUGAAGGAAAUGACGUAAUUGGCUCGUUUGGAGCAUUACAAGAUGUCAUUGAGGAGUUCUCAUCUGUGGAAAAUCUAUCCCGAUGUUUCACUUCGGAUGUUUUACAGUUUUUCCAGUUAAAGAGUAGUUAUAAAGAAAAUGGUUUGCUUCCUAUUGAAUCUUCAAGCGUGGCCUUCACAGAAAUUAAAUGUUCUGUCCAAUCCAUGUCAGUAAAACUUUACUCUCAGCAGAUAGAAUUGGUUGGUUAUGAACUUAUUGCCAAAGCUCACAUGAAAUUCACAUGCGCAUUAUCAUUAAAAAAUGGAAACCCUCUCCGCUUGGAUAUGUCAUUCAUUUCUUUGACACUCUCUUCACUGCUUAGCUCUGUUGUCUUAGUGGAGUGCACAUCUUCUAGCCAAAAUGUAUCGGUUCUUCACGUGAAUGCCUUCUUGUCAGAUGAGGGCGAAUAUCAGCUUCAGUUUUCCCUUCCUUGUGUUAAUGUUUGGUUAUUUUUGUCUGACUGGAGUAAGGUUAUUGAGCUUUUAUCUUUCUGCAUACAACAUCCUAAAACUGCAAUCUGGGAUGAGGAAUCAAAGAAAUCCACUUUAGAUCCGGCUGAUCGUGUUGAUACUCUAGAAAACUCAUCUCCAUCUUUCAGCGUGUCAAGUCAUUUACAUUAUGAAGACAUAAUGCAGCAUCCCUUCUCGCUAAUUGUGAAGUCGGAUGAUAUUGGCAUUAAAAUUUGUAUUCCUGUUCAGGUAUCUGGAGAAGCAUUUAGAUAUUUUGGGGCACCCCAAGUUCGCGAGCAGAAUUCAUUGAAUGGUGCAUCUGACGAUGUCGGAAGGGAUCACCACAGUUUUCUCUUUAUUUAUUUGCAAAGCAGGUUCACUGAACUGAAUAUUAACGGCCAAAAAGCAAAAUUGAAGUCCAAUCUGUGGAAAACAACAGGAACAGUUGAACUGCGUGAGAACAAACGUGUUCAUUCUUGGCCCCUUUUUCAGUUAUUGCAAGUUGAUGUUGAGGCCAAUGUCGGUAAUGAUGAGAUGGAGCACAUGCAUUUGAAGGCGGAGGUUCACUGUGAUAAUGUAGAUGUUUGGCUUUCAAAUCACACAUUUUACUUCUGGCAAACUAUGCUGUUUGUGUUUCCAGAGGAGGCCGGGUCUCCUCAACUUCCAAUGUGUGGUGUAGAUUUCAGAUUUCACCUACGGAAGCUUUCCCUUCUUUUGACAGAUCAAAAGUGGAGCUCCAAUGGUCCUCUACUAGAAAUUCUUAUGGGAAGCUUGUUGUUUCAUGGUAUCAUAACGGAGAACAUAAUGGAAGGAUCAGUUGACAGUGAGCUUCAAGUGAACUACAAUAACAUUCACAAGGUUUUGUGGGAGCCUUUUCUUGAGCCUUGGAAGUUUCAAGUAAGCUUAAGAAGAGAGCAUGGGAAGAGCGCCCUACAGAACAGCCCACUCAUGACUGAUGUUCAUCUUGAAUCAGCAAAGAAUCUCAAUAUCAAUGUUACUGAAUCCUUUAUUGAGGUUGCUUUCAGAACAUUUGAUAUGAUUAAGGAUGCAUGGGAUCUCAUGGAGCUGAAUGUUUUUACUGAAAACUCAAGAUUGACAGGAAUCGGAACCAAUGAAAAUGCACUUGCCAGCAGAUAUGCCCCUUAUACACUUGAAAAUUUAACCUCGCUGCCUCUAGUGUUUUAUAUCUCCAAAGGUUCUAAAAGUGCUGAUGAUUUUGAUGUAUCAUCAUUGAAAGAUGGAAAAUAUGUGCAGCCAGGUUCUUCAUACCCAGUGUAUAUUGAUGAUGCUCCAGAUGAACAAAUCUACAGAUUUAGUACUAGCCAUUCUUCUGACAGUCUUGGUGACAGGCAAUUCGCUGAUGCACAACAUCAUUAUAUUGUUGUUCAACUUGAGGGAACUUCCAUGCUGUCGACUCCUAUCUCUAUUGAUCUUGUUGGUGUCAGCUAUUUUGAGGUGGAUUUUUCUAAUUCAUCUACUAAUAUAGUUGACAGCAUUGGAGAUGUGUAUAAAGGCGUUAAAGAAUUUGAGGGGAGCAAGAGAUUAUACACAAACAGUGGCUAUGUUGUUCCCGUAGUGAUUGAUGUUUCAGUUCAGCGAUACACAAAAUUAGUGCGCUUGUACUCGACGGUCAUACUCUUGAAUGCAACUUCAGUGCCAUUUGAAGUGCGCUUCGAUAUUCCGUUUGGCGUAUCUCCCAAGAUUCUGGACCCAGUAUAUCCUGGUCAUGAGUUUCCUCUUCCUCUCCAUUUAGCUGAAGCUGGUCGCAUAAGAUGGCGUCCACUAGGCAGCACUUACCUUUGGAGCGAAGCUUAUAGCAUUUCUAAUAUUCUAUCUAAUGAAAGUAAGAUUGGAUAUUUACGCUCAUUCGUCUGCUAUCCAUCUCUUCCAAGUAGUGAUCCUUUUCGCUGUUGCGUAUCGGUGCAUGAAAUGUGUUUGCCUUCCAUUGGGAAGAUAAACAAGGGAUCAUCUCUUUAUAUUCAUGAUGCUUUAAAGCAAUCAGUUGAGAACAGCAAAGUUGACAAGAUAGAGAACCAGGAUCGCUCAAAUAUGCGUUGCAUUCAUCUGGUUACAUUAAGUAAUCCUUUGAUAGUAAAAAACUACUUACCAAUCGCAAUAUCUCUGGUGGUUGAGAGUGGUGGAGUUACGCGUAGCAUGAUGCUUUCAGAGGUUGAAACUUCUUUCUAUCAUAUCGACUCGUCACAUGAUCUUUCAUUAACUUUCCACAUGCAUGGAUUUGGAUCAUCUGUUCUGAAGUUCCCACGUGCAGAGAAGUUCAGUGAAAUUGCUAAAUUCAGCGGAACAAAGUUUUCCUCAUCGGAAUCAAUUAGCUUUAGUUCCGACACUUUUAAAGGUCCAUUAUAUGUGACAAUGGAAAAGGUGAUGGAUGCGUUCUCUGGGGCUCGGGAAAUCUGCAUAUUUGUUCCCUUCUUAUUGUACAAUUGCUGUGGCUUUCCCCUCAUAAUUGCCAACUCUACUAGUGAACUGACAAAGCGUGGCUGCACCGUGCCUUCCUGUUAUAAUUUGGAUGAACAGGACCCUUUUUUAGGCGAAAAAAAUGGUCUGGGCCUUUUGUCAUCUGGUCAAGUUUUGCAUAAUGAUGGUAUGAGGAGGUUUCCCCUAAACAAUAAUCUUGUUUCCACUAGGAAGAGCUUGGAUAUAUAUCAUGGUAAGUUCUUGAAGGAACCUUUCAGUUCAUCUGGUUCAUCUACUACCAUUCAUGGAGGAUCAGACAAGACGAAUAUAGACGGCCCAAAAUUUUCAAUCUACAAUCAAGAAAAAAGUUCAGUUUCUAGCAGUCAGACGGAUGUGAAACAGAUUGAAUUUGAUGAAUCAAAUCGCAAAAAAGUCAAUUUUUGCAUGUAUUCUCCUGAUCCUAAUAUUUCUUCGAGUGAGAUCAUGGUCAGGGUUAGUCGGUGCCAAUCUGAAAUUAAUGUGGAAAGUACUUCAGACUAUACAUGGUCUAAUCAAUUUUUCCUUGUUCCACCAACUGGUUCAACUACUGUUCUUGUUCCCCAAUCAUCUAGCAACGCCUCAUAUGUAAUAUCUGUUGCGUCUAGUGCUGUUGAUGGCCCAUUUUCUGGAAGGACAAGGAUUAUUAAUUUCCAACCCAGAUAUGUGAUUAGUAAUGCAUGCAGUAAGGACUUGUGCUAUCGGCAGAAAGGAUCUGACUUUAUAUAUCACUUGAAGGUUGGGCAGAACUCCCAUAUUCAUUGGACAGACAUAACAAGGGAAUUACUCGUUUCUGUUCGUUUUAAUGAGCCCGGAUGGCAGUGGUCGGGAUGCUUCUUUCCGGAACAUUUAGGUGAUACCCAGUUGAAAAUGCGGAAUUAUGUUUCUGGUGCAGUAAAUAUGGUACGUGUGGAGGUCCAAAAUGCUGAUGAUGCAAUCAGAAAUGAAAAGCUUGUUGGGAACCCACACUGUGACUCCGGAACGAACUUGAUUCUUUUAUCUGACGAUGAUACCGGCUUUAUGCCAUACAGGAUUGAUAAUUUCUCAAAGGAGAGAAUACGCAUUUAUCAACAAAAAUGUGAAGCAUUCGAGACUGUUAUCCACUCCUAUACAUCUUGCCCUUAUGCAUGGGAUGAGCCCUGUUACCCACAUCGUCUGACUGUUGAGGUGUUUGCUGAGCGGGUAAUAGGGUCAUAUACUCUUGAUGAUGCAAAAGAGUACAAACUUGUGUGUUUACCUGCAACUUCAGAGAAACCUGAAAGAAAGUUGCUAUUAUCUGUCCAUGCUGAAGGAGCAUUGAAGGUUCUCAGUAUCAUUGAUUCAAGUUAUCAUGUUUUUGAUGAUAUAAAGAGCCCACAUUCUCCUCGGCUAUAUGACCAGAAGCAGGAAAGUUCUGUUCUUUACAAGGAAAGGUUAUCGAUUGCCAUUCCCUUCAUUGGGAUUUCUGUUAUGAGUUCUCAACCGCAGGAGUUGCUUUUUGCAUGUGCAAGGAACACAAUGGUUGAUCUAGUUCAGAGUUUGGACCAGCAGAAAUUUUCCUUGAAAAUUUUUGCUCUGCAGAUUGAUAACCAACUGCCAAGCACACCUUACCCUGUUAUAUUAUCUUUCGACCACGAAUGCAAACAAAUCCCGACCUCUCAUAUUAGAAUUAAAGAUGAUAGCUUGAGGGUCAAAGGCGAACGUAAGAAACAGUGUGUAUCUGACAGUUCAUGCGAGCCUGUGUUCUCUUUGGGUGCAGCAAAAUGGAGGAAUAAAGAUAGAGUGUUGCUUUCAUUUGAGUAUAUAAAUUUAAGAAUGACAGAUUUUCAUCUUGAGCUCGAGCAAGAUGUCAUCUUAGGUCUGUUUGACUUCUUUAAGACGGUAUCUUCGAGGUUCAAUAGCAGAGCGAUGCCACUCACGGAUUCAGUCCAGCAUCCUCUUUCUUCGAACUUCAGUGUAAAUCUGACAAGUAAAUUUUCUGAGACCCAUCAAACUGAAAAGGCAGAUGGCGAUCUUCAUUCGAAUAGUGUUCCUAUGUUUGUUGACAGUCAAAGCUGCCCUUUGCUACCAUCAAUAAUGCCAAUUGGAGCUCCUUGGCAGAAAAUCUACCUCCUUGCAAGAAAACAGAAGAAAAUAUAUGUUGAACUGCUUGAAGUAGCCCCUGUUACUUUGACACUAAGCUUUUCGAGCAGUCCAUGGAUGCUAAGGAAUGGAAUUCUUACAUCAGGAGAAUAUCUUAUCCAUAGGGGUCUUAUGGCUCUUGCUGAUGUAGAAGGGGCCCAAAUUCAUCUCAGGCGACUUGCAAUAUCUCAUCAGUUGGCUAGCUUGGAAUCCAUCCGAGAGAUCUUGAUCAUACAUUACACGCGACAACUUCUUCAUGAGAUGUAUAAGGUAUUUGGUUCUGCUGGAGUAAUAGGUAAUCCCAUGGGUUUUGCAAGGAGUGUGGGACUUGGCAUCAAAGAUUUUCUGUCAGUUCCAGCCAGGAGCUUUAUGCAGAGCCCAGCAGGACUUAUCACAGGCAUGGCACAAGGAACUACCAGCCUUCUUAGUAAUACAGUUUAUGCCAUAAGUGAUGCUGCCACCCAAGUCAGUAGAGCGGCACACAAGGGUAUUGUUGCCUUUACAAUGGAUGACCCAACUGCAAGUGAGAUGGAAAGGCAACAGAAGGGGAUGUCAUCUCAUGGGAAAGGCGUAAUAAAUGAAAUUUUGGAGGGGCUCACUGGUCUUCUCCAAUCGCCAAUAAGAGGAGCUGAAAAACAUGGUCUUCCAGGAGUCCUCUCAGGUAUAGCUCUUGGAGUAACUGGACUUGUGGCUAGACCAGCUGCCAGUAUCCUUGAAGUGACGGAAAAGACAGCACGGAGUAUAAGAAACCGAAGCAGACUCUAUCACAUGGGAUCUCAACGUCUAAGAGUACGUCUCCCAAGGCCUUUGAGCCGGGACCAUCCCUUGAGGCCUUACUUGUGGGAGGAAGCCGUUGGUGUUUCCGUACUUGCUGACGCUGAUACCGAUGCUGAUAUCGGUGACAACUUAAUGUUAAAAGACGAGACGCUAGUCCUCUCCAAAGCCCUUAAACAAGGCGGGAAAUUCGUCAUCAUCACCGAGCGACUAAUCUUGAUUGUUAGCUGUUCGAGUCUUGUAAACUUGGGUAAGCCUGAGUUUCGCGGUGUUCCUGCUGAUCUUGAUUGGGUUAUAGAAGCCGAGAUCACGUUGGAUAGCGUAAUCCAUGUGGAUAACGAUGAAGAAGUCGUGCAUAUAGUAGGAAGUAGUUCAGAUGUCGUGUUAAGACAGAAUCAGAAUCAGCACCAGCAAAAGAGAGGUGUGAGGACGUUGGGGAAGCAACGAUGGCACAACACACCUACGCAGCUCCCGCUUUUUCAAACGAAUUUGGAGUGCUCGUCGAAAGAAGAGGCCGUGGAGUUGUUGAAAGUAUUGUUGGCAACGAUCCAAAAAGGAAAAGAGCGCGGAUGGGGGUGCGUAUACCGAUUGCAUCAGAGGAAUAUUAAGUAAAAAGUAAAUGGUUAUAUUUUCAGGUGUAUACUUGUAGAUACUAGUUGGUCCUCAAAAGGGUGUUUCAGAAUCACCCAUCACUCAUAGGUUAAAGAUAGAAAUAACAUUCAAUUAUGUGGAAUACUAAGAAAACCAAACCCUAGAAUGUGAAAAUAUCAGUUUAAACU
This is a messenger RNA of Cynara cardunculus var. scolymus (artichoke), 11234 nucleotides long. RefSeq lists its product as uncharacterized. The transcript has 49 exons. The coding region runs from base 436 to 11067 and encodes 3543 amino acids. Gene Ontology annotation, biological process: protein targeting to vacuole; protein retention in Golgi apparatus. The record is from RefSeq and is a predicted model, not a curated record. NCBI's taxonomy places the organism in Eukaryota, Viridiplantae, Streptophyta, Magnoliopsida, Asterales, Asteraceae. Gene Ontology annotation, cellular component: extrinsic component of membrane.